Lymnaea stagnalis (great pond snail) is the source of this 820-nucleotide messenger RNA. The record is from the annotation of a GenBank genome assembly. NCBI's taxonomy places the organism in Eukaryota, Metazoa, Mollusca, Gastropoda, Lymnaeidae.
CUUUCUACAGCUGCCCGGAUUGAGCAGAGCUUGGACUACAGCGUGAAUCCAUGUGACAACUUGUACCAGUUCGCGUGUGGUCGUUGGUUGAAGGAGAACGUCAUUCCGGAGGACAAGGACGGCUUUAACACGUUUGCCCCCCUAGUAGACCAGAUAGACAUCGUCAUCAAAAGUUGGUCUUCACUGCUGUCCAAUUUUGAGAUUAUUAUAUUUUUAACAGAAAUGUUUUGAGGUUCUUCAAAGUUUUACAAUAUGUGAUUUGCCUGCAGGGAUCAGAAGCUGAGUCCAACGAGUACAUCUCUUUGUUUUUGACCGCAUGCUGGCCCCUCAUUCGGAUUUUUUUCUCUUCACAAUUAUUAUUAUUUUGAAAUUUGCCAGGGUCCCAAUUUUUACUCUUUUUUUUUUCCUUUGGUACCAAAAUCUCGUCUACAUCGACCAUAGUAUAAUAAGUAUUAUAGUAAAUAAUCAUAUUAUCAAAUGACCACAAUAGGAAAAAGCCUCGGCUGCUUGAUUUUUCACCUGUAGCGUCUGAUAUGGGCACUCGUACUGUGUGUUAUCCUACAAAUUGGCUUACUACAAUUGGCUAAACCAACAUUGUUCAGUUUUAACCCUUAUAAUACAACCUUUUUCUGUUCAAUUUGAACCCUUAUAAAAUGAACAAAUAUUUCAGUUUUAACCUUUAUAAGAAAAAAAAAAUAAUUCACUUAUAAAACCAACCCAUGUUUCAGACCUGCUAGAAGAGCCUCAAAAGCCCACAGAUCUGAACAGUAUAAAUAAAGCGAAGAUUCUCUACGCUUCUUGUCUUAAUGUCGGUAAGUGA